UAUUUUCAUUGCUUCCGUUGUCAUUACCUUUGAUUGUGUGUGUGUGUAUAUUUUUAAAUGUGAUUAUCAACAAUUUAGUUUUACGUAUUCCAGGACAAAUUGUACCCUUUACCUUUUCUUUUUGUUACACUUGCCAUCGUCUGUCUUGUCGAUGCAGGUUCAUCAUUAUGGUUACCUCUUUAACGUCAAUUUUUGUCAACUUGAUUAUGCUUUUAAAUUUAUUUCUUACCCAUAACUAAUAAGGUGCUUUUAAAUCGUAAUUUAUGUUUCCGUAUUAAACAACAAUUUAUUCUUCAUUUUCAACUGUCAAUCAUCAUCCACAAUUACCAUCAAAAAAUCAUCAUCAACAAACACUCUUUCUCUUCCUUCACAAUUUCACAAUCUAAAUCACCUUUGUCUUGUCACUUUGAUGCUUUUUCAGUUCAUGUUGUUUUGUUUUGUGUUAAUGUUUAACUCUCACUUAAUUUUUUGAUCAAUUGGAUUAAUUGUGAACUACAUCAUGCUUUAAUGAACAAUGAUAUGUGCUUGAUCACUGGUAAAAUCAAUUACUAUCUCUAUACCUUACUUCACAAUCUAGAUCAGCCAAUUUGUUGAAUUAUACCUUAUUAUUCAUCCAUCAAACCAUAGCCAUUUAUUUUUAUAUUGUCAAUAUGAUUAAGUAAUUCAGCUGGUCCUGUGAUCAUGUGUAAAUGUUGGAUUCUUUACCUCAAUUUAGUUGAUAAUUGAUCUCUACCAAUAUUGUUUGGAUUUCACAUAUAAAGGCACAAAUUACUGUAACUCAGAGUGUUUUUACUUGUCUCCAAAAUUUUGUUAAUCAAGUCAAAUUGGAAAUAAUUUGCAAAUUGUCUCAACUCCAAUCACUCCUCUAUUUGGUUAUCAAGAUCAGUUAUGGUAACAAAAUUGAAAAACACAAAAUAACGUCUCAAGUUUUUGGUACCAACAAUUAAAAUUAAUGCUAAUUGACGUCGAUUACAAUUUGGUUUCUACCUUUAAAUACCACACUGAUUAUCUGUUUAAUGUUGAAGUCACCCACAAUCAACCAAACAUUUAACUUCAUCAUCUGAUCUGCAUUGUUUACAAUAUGCUUCAAAACAAAUAGCCUGAUCUUUCUGGUGUCGAUAAACCAAAAUUUAUCCAUUACCCGAUGAACCAGAACACUGAUUCUUGUAGAUAAUCAUUCCAAAAAAACCUUUUCAGACCUAAUCAUCAUGUUAUUUUGUCGAACCAAGUAUAUCAACUCAUCAGCCGAUCCAAUUAAUUAUAGACUUUCAGAGUACCUGAUGGGAGGUGUUAAAUCAAAUGGAAACAACAAUGACAUGACUGGCUUUGACUCCAUUUCAUCCUCAUCACCACCUGAACUUGAUGAUCCCGAAGCCAGAAGUCUUCUAACACCCAAUGAUUGUGACAAUAGGUUUCUCCAUUUACCCGAAGGAAUCGACUUAGCUUUACAUCGUACUAAACUAUGGUCCAAAUAUGCCAAAGAUCUGAUUAAUUACAUAGACAAAAGAACUAACUUGGAAGCUGACCAUGUUCGCAAUUUAACUAAAUUAGCUCAAUCUGUGAAACCCAUCUUAAAGGAAGAGAAAUAUCUUCCUCUUCAAUCAAUUUACCUUCAAGCCUUGGACAAUGAUCUGGACAAUAGUUGUGCCACUCUGGCCAAUUGUUCACUCCUAAUGGGACACAAAUUUAUAGAACCAUUGGCAGCCCGUCGAGCUGAACAUGAAAAAAUGCGUAAACAAAUUAAAUCGGAAUGGAAUCGUGAACUAAAGCGAACACACGAAGCACUGAGUAACCUAAGGAAAGCUCGGAUGGUUUAUUUUCAACGUAAACAGGAAUACGAAAGACUUAGAGCACUCAGUAAUUUAGCUCCAGAAUUAUCUCAUUCCAGUGAGAUGCAAGGGUCAAUUAUUGGUGGUCCAGGUGCUAUUGUUGGUGGAUGUUAUGGAGGCAGUGAUCAAGCAAGUAAAUGUGAAAGAAAGAAACGAAUCGAGGAAGAAGCUUGCCUUCGAGCUCAAGAGGCUGAAAUAAUUUAUCGAAAUGCAAUCAAUGAAGCAAAUGCAAGAACCAGAAGCUGUGAGGAAUUAAAGAAAAACUUGUUAACUCGGAUUCGUGAAUUAAUUUACCAAUGUGAUCAAACGUUAAAAGCAGUGACCAUUGGUUAUUUUGAGUGUCAACACAAUUUGUUGAAACCAAUUGUUGGACAGUUUGGAGCUCUAAGUGAUUUAACUAAACUCUAUGAGCCUGCAAGUGAAUAUGCUGAUUAUGUUCAACAUUUGCCUGAAUUUACAGAAAAAUUGAGAAAAUGUAAUGGAUCUUACGGCAACUAUAAAUUUGAUCCGUCAAUCAAUUCAAUGACAAGUAUUAAAGAGCAGCCACAAAGAGUUAAUUGUAAUAAUAAACACCAUAACCUAUCAAAUUGUCCCGAGAAUGGCGUUGACUCCGUUAAUAAGGAUCAUUUAAAAAGCUCAAAUAACAUUGGUUUACCUAUUAACUCGUCAGGUGAUGAAAUUGACGGAGUUACCAAUUAUUCAACAGUUGGAAAUGGUUAUGAAUGUACAUCAAAAAGCUCAACUCUUCCCAUAACAGCCCAAAGUCACCAUUUUCGUAAACUUAAAACACCAUCUCGAUGUCGCCAUUGUGAUGCUUAUGUUUGCUUCCAAGGCCUUGAAUGUAUCAAUUGUGGAUUAACUUGUCAUACUAAGUGCCGGAUAGAAUUGACUACAAUUAAAUGCAGUAAUAGACGAAUGCGAGGAUUGUCCAAGAAAAUGACUACUUUUGGUGUUGACUUGAAAUCUCAUGGAGACGAAAUACCUUAUAUUAUUGUUAAAUGUAUCACCGAAUUAGAUAAUCGUGGGAUAAUGGUUAAAGGACUUUACCGUGUUUCAGGAGUUAAAUCUAAAGUUGAUAAGCUUUGUCAAUUUUUUGAAAGCUCUACUGAUUCAAUUGAUAUUGAAGAUGUUCAUCCCAACGUGAUUGCAAAUGUGCUGAAGCUUUACCUUCGCCAAUUGCCUGAACCUUUGAUUACUUUCAAAUUGUAUUCUGAAUUUAUUCGUAUUGCUAAACAGUAUCCUUCAAAUGCUGAUGGUAAUGGACCUGAUUCGGAUGAUGCAUCCAUUGCUGUUCAAAUUAUCAAUCAAUUUAAACAAGUAACCCAAAACCUACCCACAGUUCAUUAUCAAACUCUUGCCUUUUUGUGCCAUCACUUGAAACGCGUUGCUGACCAAAGUGAAGUCAAUAACAUGCCAUCAUCUAAUUUAGGGAUCGUAUUUGGUCCAACAUUAUUACGCUCUUCUGAAGGUGAUUCAUUGAGUUCACUUGUUGACACGGGUCACCAAGCAAGGGCAGUUCAACUGUUGAUUACUUAUGUCGAUCAAAUUUUUGGACCAUCAGAGAAACUGACCAAUUCAAUUUAUAAUGAGAUUGAUGGAAAUGAACCAGACUUGGUGGACAAACACUUCUCUCAAAAUGAAUUAAAAGAAACAAAUCGAACCCAAAUAACCCUUACAUUAGAGGGAAAUAACAAUCUUUAUGAUAGAGGUGAAUUGAAUGAUAAACCACAGAGCAAAAAUAACAGGAUAAUCAGCAACAAUUACAGCAUUAAAAACAUUAAGAACAGUAACAACAAUAACAACACUGUCACUAUCAAUAAUAACAAUAACAACAAUAAUAAAAAUAAUAACAAGAUUAAUGAGAAUGACAAUAAUAAUGUUAUUGGACUUAAUAAUGGUGUUGAUGGAAAGCGAAGUCUAGACCGUGAAAGAUUAUCACCAACUCCUUCAAUUUAUUCAUCUUCAGCUGUAAUCAAAUUAUCUGGUCAACAAAUAAUCACUGGACCAUCAUCACUAAUACAUUCAAGUUUACCUAAUUAUGAUGACUCAGAUGAUAGAUUGAAUCGGUCUAAUGUUAUUGGUGGUUCAAGGCAUUCAUUAUAUGAAGCCAGGCGACAAUUUUUUGCCUCACCAACAUCUCUAACCUCAUCUUCAUCAUUAUCAUCUUCACCUCUUUCAACUUCAACCUCAAACUCAUCCAUUCGACCUCAUUCCCUGGUUUCAGGAUCAAUAUCAUUAAAUUCACAGAACCAUUCAACACAUCAUAAUCACAGUCAUUCACAUCACCAAUCCAUCAAACAAACAUCAUCUCAACCAUCUUCAUCGACAUUAUCAUCACCAGCUACUUCUCCAUCCAAUACAAAUGAAUUACAAAUGGCUAUGUCCAGUUUAUCCCUAACUAGACCAAGGAAAGCAUCUAUAAUAUCAAAUGGACCUUCAUUAUCUUUAGGAACCAAUAAUAAUGAUAAUUCAAAUAACAUGUUCAACACUGAAACAAAUGGUUGAUGUUUAAAUGAAAAGCCAUCAAUGGAGAGGUUAUUCAAUGCUAAAAUGAAAACUGUUUUUAGACAAUUAUCAGGUUUCAUUGUAAAUAAUCAAAAUUUUAUAUAAAAUAUGAGAUUAAUUGAUUUAAUAUCAUUCGUAAAACAUUGUGGGCUACCUUUAAAUGCCUUUCAAACUAAGUGAUCCUUAUUCAAACUUAAUCAACUUGAUAGUAACCAAAAUUGCAAGCUUUAAGGAUCUUUCAAUUUAACCACUUUGGAUGAAAUUUUAUUCUAAAACAUGUUUCUUUUUUUAUGUUGUCACUUAAUAUUUCUUAUCAUUCAUAUUUUGUUAAUAUAGAACCCUAAAUAAUCAAACUUGUUGCUAUUUUAAUUACUAUAAAAUUUAUCCAAUGUUCAAUGUAAUAAUACCUUUAUUGAUGUUGAUACAACUUUGUAAAAAAAAGACUUGCAAUAAUAUUCUCUGUUGAAUUACUAAAUUGUGAUUAAAUGGAAAUGUUACUUCAAUAU
This is a messenger RNA of Tetranychus urticae (two-spotted spider mite), 4840 nucleotides long. RefSeq lists its product as uncharacterized. Gene Ontology annotation, molecular function: GTPase activator activity; protein binding. NCBI's taxonomy places the organism in Eukaryota, Metazoa, Arthropoda, Arachnida, Trombidiformes, Tetranychidae. Gene Ontology annotation, biological process: signal transduction; activation of GTPase activity. The record is from RefSeq and is a predicted model, not a curated record.